AUGGCUGUAUACUUUGACAAGAAGCUUAAUGCGCCUUCUGAAGGAUUUAAUACCAAGAUAGCUUGGCACACAGUUAGUCAAUUACUUGCUGUUGCCGUUAAGGGGCGAGAUGAAGUCUCUGGAGAAGUUAAUAUUUACAGUAAUGAGGGUGAACUGAUGGAAGAUAUAACUAUCCAGAAGCAAUCAUCGGUUAGCUACAUUGAGUGGCAUCCUCAUCGUGAUGUUCUGGCUGUUGGGUGGGACAAUGGUGAAAUAAUUAUAUGGUUAAAGCAAGACAAUAGUCAAAUCAUUUUAAAUCAGUCUCAUAAGACAUGUGUUAGUGUUAUAAGUUGGAAUGGGCAUGGAAACUCAUUAGUCAGUGGUGAUGAGAACGGCCAUUUUGUAAUAUGGAAGGCAGAUAUGAAGGGCUGUGUACAAAAAAUUCCUGUUCAACAGUAUGAUAUUUCCCCUAUGCAGUCCAUAACGAACUGUGUAUUCAAAUCGACGAAAGGUCUUUCAGACAAUUUAAGUGAUUUGGCGAGAGCAGCGGUCAGUGGCGACGAAAACGCCUUAGACCGAUUUAAUUGGGGCAGUAGCAGCGACAAAAAAGGAGAAUCUAUCGUAGCUUCUAUAGAAGCUCAAGCUUAUUCUUGCUACUUUGGCGGUUCUGAAGGCGCUGUUUGGUAUUUCGAUGGAAAAAAUAAUUUUUCUCCCUCAUUUUCUGUUGAGGGACCUAUCUUAUUCCUUUCUUUCUUCCCGAAGAAAGGAAUCAUAGUUGCCAUUACCAAAAAUUUAAUGCUAUCACAAUUUGGUGUUUCCGCUGAUGGAGUAGCAAAUGAAAUCUCUCAGGUGAAGCUAACGAAAGGCAAUUCACCUCAUUGUGACGUUAUAUGGACCAUAGAUGGAAUUUUAGCAACCACAUCUGGCGAAAAUCUUGUUAGAAUGUGGGAUUUGAAUACGGAAAAAAAUUACAAAUUACGAUUAGAAGGCCACGCAUUUACUUCCAGCGAACACGUUAGCUGUAUUGCUUACGAUCUCAAAAAAGGAAUUUUGGCUGCUGGUACGAAUAAUGGCCGUGUUGUUACUUGGAAAAGGACGGCACCAAUUUCAUCACAAGAUGACAACGAGAAUUGCUGGGAGAUGCAAACACCUACUUCUUUAGAAACAGGCGAUUUACUACAAAUUGGGUGGGAUGCUUCUGGAACAUUAAUUGCUACCAGAACCGGAAUCGCUGCUUAUAUAUUAAGUGAACAGAUUAUGAGCCACCACUUCGGUGACGAUGUUGCUGCAAUUCAAGUGUCUCCAAGUCAAUUAUCUAUUUAUUGCUAUGGGACACAAAUGCUACAGGAAUUAAAGACUGAUAUUCACAUAAAGGGCAUUUUUGCUUGUAAAGAUAAAGUGGCAGUCUGGAACGGUUCGCAGCUAGUAAUAUACGAAGUUUCUAGGGAUAAGCAAUUUGCCAGAGCGGCAGGAUCUUUCUCUACCAAUUCCUUUAUUAUUGCACUACAUGCUGAUAGCGUUUAUAUUGGUGAAGGCAAUAAUAUUCAAGUCAGGAAUUUUCAGGGAAUUGUCAAGCAAUUGCUAACUUUUGCUGAGACUGAAGGCGAUCCAGUUGUGAUCGAUAUUUGUGGAAACUAUUUAUGUGCUGCAAGUAGUGCAGGAUAUAUUAAAGUCUUUGAUUUAUCAAGGAGAGAGGCUAGGCAACAUUGUAACCCCAAAUUUGUCGCAGAAUCUAUACCCAAGUUCAGUCAGAUUACCUCAAUUCGUUGCAAUUGCAGUGGAAGCAAAGUUAGCUUUAUAACUCGUCAAACGAAUGGAGACCCAUCGCCAGUCCUUUAUGUUUGGGAAACUGAAGUAGACAGUAUACAGGGCUUUGACUUUUGCAAAUGGGAAAGUACUGAUCAUCGUAGUAAAAAUCGUAAGAAUAAUGCCAAUAAAGAACCUGAGAUUCAACGCUGUAUACCUGUCAAUCAUUAUUGGGAUUCUAAAGAAGUGAAAUUAUUAGCUUGUGAGUUAAUUCCAAGUUAUAUAAAUCAUGAUCAUAAUGCGUCAUUAUAUCGAAAGUCUAAAAAUGAUCAAGCUAGCGAUAAUAACAAGACUUCUAACAAGACAACUAAGAUUGCCACCUUAUUUAGCACGCCUGAGAACGGCGUUGUGCUCCAAGAAUCGUCAAAUGUGGAAACCAGCUUUCAAAGCUUACUGGGAAUUGGGUCGCCUUAUUAUUUCUUUCUAAAGAAGCUAUCUGAAAUUGACGAUGUCCACCCAUCCAGAAAAAGUGAUAGUGAAGACAAUGCAAAAACUUUUCCCUAUGUCGGAAGAGUAGUAAUGAGAGAUUUCAUAGGUCUUGAAGAUAGUGAUGAAACCACUAUGAAAGCCAUGAUGAACUUUAGUUUUAACUUAACAACUGGAAAUAUGGAUGAAGCUUUCAAAGCGAUCAAGGCCAUUAAAAGCGAGACUGUUUGGGAAAAUCUAGCUCGUAUGUGCAUAAAAACACGUCGACUGGAUGUUGCUUCUGUAUGUCUUGGUAAUAUGGGGCAUGCAAGAGGUUCGCGAGCACUACGAGAAGCCAAAAAAGAACCAGAAAUUGAAUGCCAACUUGCUACAUUGGCAAUUCAGCUAGGCCAACUGGAUGAAGCUGAAAAGUUAUACAAAGAAUGCAAUAGAUUUGAUUUACUUAAUAACUUCUAUCAAGCUAGCGGACAGUGGAAGAAGGCAAUUGAUGUGGCUGAAAGGUUCGAUCGCAUCCAUCUAAGAACAACUCAUUACAACUUUGCUAAACAAUUGGAGGCUAUGGGACAAAUAUCAACAGCUAUUAGCGAAUAUGAAAAAGCAGGGACUCAGCUGUUUGACGUACCUAGAUUAUUACUAGAUGAUUUAGAAAGAUUAAGAAAUUAUGUUCUGAAAUCACAGGAUCCACAACUAAAGAAAUGGUGGGCUCAAUACAUGGAAGGAAAAGGUGAAUUGGAAGAGGCAAUACGAUUUUAUGAAUCAGCUCAUGAUUCUUUAUCCCUCGUUCGCAUUUAUUGCUACUCUGGCGACAUUGAUAAGGCCGCAGAAAUUGCUAAUACUACAGGAGAUUUGGCUGCCUCAUAUCAUCUUGCGAGACAACACGAAAAUGAAGAAAAUGAAAUGGAAGGCGAUUUAAUGAAUCUUGCAUUACUAAGCUCCAGUCGUGACAUGGUAGAUGUAGCAACAUUCUACGAAUCAAAGCAAGACACCUUAGAUAAGGCUAUAGUGUUGUAUUAUAAGGGAGGAGAAGUUGCAAAAGCCUUGGAUCUAUGCUUUCAAGCAAAGCAAUUUUCCACCUUGGAGACAAUUGCUGAAAGUUUAGAUGAAAACACUGACCCAGCUAUUCUCAAUCAGUGCUCAACAUAUCUCAUUGAACAUGGUAGAAAUGAAAAAGCAAUUGAUUUACUUGUUUUAGCUAAAAAGUAUUAUGAGGCUCUAGAAUUAUGUAUGGAACAUAAUAUAAUCAUUACCGAAGAAGUAGCGGAUAAAAUGACUAUCUCAAAAGAAUCCGCUGAUAAUGAAUAUCGAAAUCAAUUAUUGGAAAAAAUUGCAGAAUGCGCAAUGCAACAAGGGUCGUAUCAUCUUGCGACCAAAAAGUUUACCCAAGCUAGCAAUAAAAUCAAGGCGAUGAAAUCACUUCUUAAAUCAGGAGACACAGAAAAAAUUAUUUUCUUUGCUGGCGUAUCCAGACAACGAGAAAUAUAUAUUAUGGCUGCAAAUUAUCUGCAGUCGCUGGAUUGGCGAAAGGAUUCGGACGUAAUGAAAAAUAUUAUAACCUUUUACACAAAAGGUCGAGCAUUGGAUUUACUAUCCGGAUUUUAUGUAGCUUGUGCUCAGGUGGAGAUUGAUGAAUAUCAAAAUUAUCAAAAAGCUUUUGGAGCUCUUACUGAGGCUUACAAAUGUCUCAGUAAAGCAAAAGUUAAAAAUCCUCAGCAACAGGAAGAUAAAUUGGUUUCCUUAAAGCAGCGUGCAACAUUAAUUAAGAAAUUUAUACAAGCUAAAAAGCAAAUGGAAAAUGAGCCCAAUGAUGCUGUCAAUGCCUGUCAAGCACUUAUUGACGAACCGGAUAUCGAUUCUGCCGUUCGCAUUGGCGACAUUUAUGGAACUAUAAUUUCUCAUUAUGUUCAGCAAGAAAAUUAUUCCAAGGCUCAUGAAUCACUAGAAGAGUUACGAAAGAAGAUACCAUCUAUGAACAUUCUGUACUACGUUAAUAUGAAAACUAUAGAAUCCAUUCACAAAGCGUUAGACAUUCCUUUGCCUCGCAACUUGAAUGUCCAAUCACAAAAGACUACUGGGGUUUACGCAGGUAGCGCUGAUGAAGACGACGGAGAAGAGGUGGAUGAAGAAGUGAUUGAAGAAGAAGAAGACUAA
This is a messenger RNA of Trichoplax adhaerens, 4359 nucleotides long. RefSeq lists its product as uncharacterized. Gene Ontology annotation, molecular function: protein binding. The transcript has 31 exons. Gene Ontology annotation, cellular component: ciliary basal body; intraciliary transport particle A; axoneme. Bases 1 to 4359 code for a protein of 1452 amino acids. The record is from RefSeq and is a predicted model, not a curated record. Gene Ontology annotation, biological process: intraciliary retrograde transport. Lineage: Eukaryota; Metazoa; Placozoa; Uniplacotomia; Trichoplacea; Trichoplacidae.